AAACCGCUCAGAGUGCACACUGGUGUCGGACGGAGGGAGCCGAAAGGAUGGGAAAUGUAAUAUAAACGUUGUUGGGGAAAAGUCUGUACAGGCAGUGCGAGGGUGCCAGAGAGCAGGAGUAGAGAUUGCUGUGAACUUCUGAGUGAAGAUGGCCUUCUUUCAGAACAAUUUCUGGGGGGAGAAGAAUGCCGGUUUUGACGUGCUUUACCACAACAUGAAGCAUGGCCAGCUGGCAACCAAGGAGCUUGCUGAGUUUGUCCGUGAGAGUGCUGCUAUCGAGGAGACGUACUCCAAAUCAAUGAGCAAACUGGCAAAGAUGGCAAGCAAUGGAAGUCCACAGGGGACUUUUGCUCCCAUGUGGGACGUGUUCCGGGUUUCUUCAGACAAACUGGCCCUCUGUCACCUCGAGCUGAUGAGAAAGAUGAACGAUCUAAUCCGGGACAUCAACAAGUAUGGAGACGAGCAGGUCAAAAUUCAUCGCAAGACAAAGGAGGAGAUGGUGGGGACAGUGGAGGCGGUGCAGGCGGUGCAGGUUCAGAGCGGUCACCUUCAGAAGUCAAAGGAGGGAUACCAUGGCAAGUGUUUGGAGCUGGACCGGCUGAGGAAGGAAGGAGCUCCGCUGAAAGAACUGGAGAAAGCAGAGAUGAAGUCUAAGAAGGCGGCCGAGUCGUUCUCAUUGUGCAUCGAGAAGUACAACCGUGUGGGAGGAGAGUUUGAGCAGAAGAUGAGCGAGUCGGCCCAGAAGUUUCAGGAAAUUGAGGAGGCCCACCUGCGUCAGAUGAAACAGCUGAUCAAAGGUUACUCCCACUCAAUAGAGGACACCCAUGUUCAAGUAGGACAGGUCCACGAGGAGUUCAAGCAGAAUGUGGAAAACAUCGGCAUCGAUAACCUUAUCCAGAAAUUUGCAGAGCAGAAAGGCACGGGCAAGGACAGGCCAGCUCUGGUUGGUUUUGAGGAGUACAUGACAGCUCCUGAAGGUGGGAAGAAGAGUCGCGCAAAAGCCUUCAGGAUCCCCGGGCUCGGCAAGAGGGACAAGGAGCCAGACUCUACAGACUCAGCUGUGACAGAAGCACUUAAUUCACCCCUGGACGUAGACGAUGAAGGAUUUGUCAUCCGAGCUGAUAGUACUCAGAACGGCUGCUCUGAGGAGAAGGACAACAACUUUUACUCCAGUGACUCAGACUUCGAUGAUGAGGAGCCGAAGAAGUUCCACAUCCAGAUCAGACCAGUCGCCAGCAGCAAUCGCAGUAACUCUGCUGCCACGGAGAAAGAGCUGAAAGCCACCAUCGGGGCGCUCACCCUGCCUCCAAACAGAGCAGUUCGACAGCAGGUGUCAGUCAAGCGGCAUCUCUCCCGAACCUCGAGUACAGCAGGAGGUCGCUCAGAAGAGGGCGAGGGAGCCUCCCACAGGGAUGGAGAUCAGGAGGGCCUACGCAGGUCCACCUCCAGUCCUGAUCACAGCAGGCUGAGUUCGACUGUGUCGGGUUCAGACAGUCUGUUUGGUCCUCCGCUUGAAUCAGCGUUCAAGUCCAAGAGCUUUGAUGGUCGUGAACAUCUCAGAGAGCAGAGCGCGUUUGGAGUUUCUGAAUAUGCUGCCUUCUCGUCAGACUCCUCCUCUCCGGAGAAUGUUGAGGACUCUGGCUUGGACUCACCUUCCCAUCAAACCCUGGGGCCGUCUCCUGAGCCGGUGGGUUGGGCCGCUUGGCCUCCCGUGACACAGAGUAAAGAACAGACUCAGACGCUGGGACGACCUGCCGAUCCUUUCCUCUCUGCUUUGCGGGACCCCUCCCCUGGUUGGAGUCCUCACCCACAGGAAGACCCUGUUAGCGUCUGGUCCGUCGCCCCUUCUCGUCCCUCUCGUGUCCCCCAAGACAUGGACCCGUCAUCCACCCGGUUCCCUGCUUUCCCCCAGUCCCUCCCGCCACCUGAGAUGGAGUCAUCAGUGUGGAACUGUAAACACAUCCCCCCUGAGGACCCCUUCCUCGCUGCAUUUGAUAGAACUGUCACCCAGGAGACCAUAAACCUGUCUGACGCUUGGUCCCGCCCACCACCUCGUCAAAAACAGGAGGGGAGGGGGAUAGAGGUGCGAGGGGAUCCGUUCUCCAUGACUCUCCCCGACACCAAGAAAUUCCCAACCUCCUCUUCAUCCUCCUCUUCAUCCUCCUCUCACCGUAAAGACAGAGACAGGAAGCGGGACCGCAGCCUCCCGCCUCCUGUUACAUCUGAUGACCCGUUUGCGAUCACAAUGAUUGGCAGCCCGACACACCAGUCGUCAAUGGCUGCAGCAGCUGGUUUGAUCCCUCCACCCAGCAGUAGCAGCAGCAGCAGCAGCAGCAUUGUUGGCGUUAACAACAACAACAGACUCGGACUCGAAGCUAACUCGAGCUCUUUGCCCACGACUCAGCCCAAGAAGGAGCUGAUGCACUGGAACUCUCUCCACAACCCGUUCAGUGAAGGAGUCUCCAAAACACAGGAGGGAGGAGGGAAAGGAGACGGAGGAGCUGGAGGAGAGAGGAGGAAACAUCGAUCAUCAGAAAGUGAGCCACGUCGGAAUGCCCCUCCACUCACGAGGCAUUCAGGACCGCAGGAGGAUCUGUGUUUCUCCACAGACAAAGAUCAGGACUGCCUGGAUAUAAACUCUCAGAUCCCGUGCGGCGUUAGCUCCCACAAAGGGUCCAAGCACAACUUCCGACAGGAGACGACUGAAGUGGUGUCAGCUGCUCCUCAGAGAGCGACCCGAGCCAAGAGGACUUCGAGCCGACUCAGCGGCUGUGAGAGAUCCCGCUCUCUAUGCUCCUCCCCGCUGCCGGAGCCCAGCCCUUCCCUCACCUCCUCCUCCUCCUCCAGUCCCAGUGAGUGGGGGCCUCAGGCCAGGGACACUGACUGGGUGGGUCAGAACCAAGCUCCAAGUCCUGCCAGACCAGGACAAGUCUCACCGCUGCCCUUCCAGCACCAGGACCACCAACAAAGGCCGUUGCACCUCUCCCGAGGUCCCAGUCCCAUCUCUCUGAGCACACAGGAGGCCUGGCCCGUAGCAGCAGCCAUAACUGAGUAUAUUAACGCCUACUUCAAAGGUGGACAACACAACCGAUGUCUUGUGAAGAUCACAGGCGACCUGACUAUGUCCUUCCCUGCGGGCAUCACUCGCAUUUUCACAGCAAACCCCAAUGUUCCCGUGCUCAGCUUCAGACUGGUCAACAUCUCAAAGAUCGAUCACUUCCUGCCAAAUCAGAAGCUGCUCUACAGCGACCCGUCUCAGAGUGACCCAGACACCAGAGACUUCUGGUUCAACAUGCAGGCCCUGCAGCUCUUUCUGCAGAGGGAGGCUGAACUCAACCCUCAGGCCUCGUACUACAACGUCGGCCUUCUUAAAUAUCAGGUGUCGUCUCAGGACCCGGGUCGGGCUCCCCUCCUGCUGUCUGCAGAGUGUCAGCGCAGCGGCACAGUGACCCGGGUGUCCCUGGAUUACCACUGCUGCCCCGCCACUGCGCCCUCCACCCAGCUCACCGCAGUCCAGGUGCUGCUGCCGCUAGACCACACGGCCACCGACCUGCAGUGUCAGCCUCCUGCGUCCUGGAACGCUGAAGAAAGACGGCUACUUUGGAAACUCCCGAACCUCUCCCCGACCAACCACAGCAAAGGCUCAGGGACUCUGUGUGCCAGCUGGCAGUGCCUGGAGGUCCCCCGUGGCCCUCCACCCAGCCUGGCUGUUCAGUUUGUUGGCUCGGGGGCCUCUCUGUCAGGCAUGGAUGUGGAGCUGGUGGGCAGCCGCUACCGCAUGUCACUGGUUAAGAAGAGAUUCGCCACAGGGAAGUACAUGGCAGGCUGCUCCUUGUGAAUCGUGUAAAUGAUCCUUGCUGUGGGGAGUCCAGAGGUGAAAGGUGAAGACGGGAUUCAUUGUUAAAUAUACAAACUGAAGAUGAGGCGACCUUGACUCAGACUGACACCUCAGCGCUGAAGGACGUGCACCUCCUUCUGACGGUGUCCUGCUGUUUUAGGACCAAGCUUUCUUUUCCUCUUGUUCUCCUCUAAUUUGAGUUGUGUUGACUUUUUCUACUGAAUCAUUUCAUUGUGUUUUCAAACUACACACUAAGCUAGACGGCAGAAAAGAAAAUGUGUGCAUAAUGCUAAGAAUAUUACUGGAACCAUGAAAACUAGGAUUUUUUAAAUUAUGUAAAUAUGGUAUUAAGAAAAUCUCUAGAAUAACUUAAAAUAUUGAACAAGCCACUUGUACUAAACCUUAGUAAAAUAAAGUGUUUGUAAAUCUGCUGUUUGUUCCAAAUCAAGGUUUUGUGAUGUCAUUUGAUACAAAUAAAUGUUCUCAAACUGC
Messenger RNA from Labrus bergylta (ballan wrasse), 4330 nucleotides. RefSeq names its product FCH and mu domain containing endocytic adaptor 1 (gene fcho1). Gene Ontology annotation, cellular component: plasma membrane; clathrin-coated vesicle; cytoplasm. The record is from RefSeq and is a predicted model, not a curated record. Gene Ontology annotation, biological process: clathrin coat assembly; clathrin-dependent endocytosis. Lineage: Eukaryota; Metazoa; Chordata; Actinopteri; Labriformes; Labridae.